GAAGCUUUGACCGCGUCGGAACGUCUCGCGCGUAUACUCGUUGGUCCGUAUUUGACGUGCCAAUAGUCCUCCGUGAAAACUAAUUCUAUCUAAAUAAAUUCAAGUUAUUGAUAAAUUAAAUAUUCACCUCUAAAUAAUCAAAGGUACGUUCGUUCCGGAACUGAAUUAAUCCAGUGAUGAAAAUGUUAUACAACUAACAUAAUUAUAGUAUACCAUUUUAUCGCGCCGCGUAUCGUCCGCAAAAUAAUAUCGUGCAAUAUACUCGACUACCUGUGUUUUUUGUUGUGUUUUUUUUCCCUUGCACAUAAGAUUUUUUUGUAAAGAAGUGCAAAAAAUAUAAUAAAAAAUAAUUAGAAGAAACAAUAAUUGAGUUCAGCUAAAAACUUUUACACCCAAGAAUUACGCGCGUUAACACAUCGCCGAUUUGAAUAUACAUAUAAUCAUCGUAGCAUAGUAGCAGGUAAGCAACAUAAAGCGAGGCAGUUUCCGGGAAGUGACCCCAGCUGCGACCCCGGAGGCCUUUGUUGGGAUUUGCACCUCCGAUUUACUGUGUGACAAUCGGUACUUCACGUAACUCGAGAACGAACGUAUAACCUUCGAAAUGAAUGAGAAUUUCGUCGACGAAGAAACCGGGGAACGACUAGAACCAGCGGCUCUGAGAGGCUGCAAAUCUGUCCUGAAUUUCACUGACCCCGAAAACAACAAUCUCGAAACUGGCGAACCCGAAGAAGCUGAAGAAAAUCAUCCGUCUCGGCGACGAGUUCCAUUCCAGAUACCUCGAGCUCUUCAGAAGCAACACGAGCAAGACGAUGACCUGCGAUUAUCUGACGGUGGUAAAAGGCACCCAGAAAAUGCACCAAAAUCAAGAAGAUUUCCAAUCUCAGUUGAACCAUUCGGUCAAACGAGUCCAAUCAUGCUUUUGAUACCGAUAAUCUUCUAUUUUCGUUGGGUAAUAGUUGUACUCAUGUGCUUGGAAUGUUUCCUCCACAUUUGGGCGCAUCACAAGAAUAAGUAUUUGAAAGAUGCGGACGUUUACUUCAGAUCCCCUUUUCACUCAAUCAGUUCAGAAUUCUGCGCUCUUUGCCAAAGCAAGACUUGUAUGGAUCGGAUUGGAAAAAUGCAGGCGAUAAGGGCCGACAAAUUUUUACGCCAGUGUAACUACAUGAAGAGGGUUGUUACCUGAAAUUGGGACGGCUUAUUUUUAGAAAUGGAAGAAAAAUAAAUUUUAAAAAGAGCAACAAUAAAUAAAUAAAUAAUUAAUUGAAAUCCAAGUGCUUUCGGACAGUGUAUUUAUAUGUGUAUAACAUAUGUAAUAUUAUGUUACGCAAGCGAUUAUCGUGUACACAAUUUUGAUGAUGUGCGUUGCCUGCUGUUGCCAGGAAGUGCUUGACGAAACGGAAGAAGGAUUUAUUUUUUCUGAGAUGAUAAGUUAAUGACAAUAAUUGAAAUUGAUAUAACUCGUGGGAAUUAGCAAUGGUAAUAUAAUUAUAGUAUAAGAGCUAUACGCGCUGUAUAUUUUGGAUUUGGAGUUGACUUUUUUAAUUCAAAUAAAUAUGUUAUGUUUUAUAUAGUAAUAUUCGUUUAUCGGUUUACCGUAAAUGCGACACAAGCGUUCUUUAAAUACACGCAUACGAUAUUAUUUCGUCGCAUUUAAUAUUUUUUUACGUUAUAUCGCUAUAGAUAACUACUAAAAUAUCACCUUAGAUCAUCAUCCUAUAGGGGCAGACGUAAACGAAUUAUUCAAAAUUAACGGAUCCCUAAGUUGUUAUGCGUGCGACAAAUUUUUGACUGUUCUAUUAUACGAUAGUAAUAGUUUUAGUUGAAAAUAAAUAUAAUUGGCACGCA
Molecule: messenger RNA, 1845 nt
Organism: Athalia rosae (coleseed sawfly)
Lineage: Eukaryota; Metazoa; Arthropoda; Insecta; Hymenoptera; Athaliidae
Exons: 3
Coding region: 602-1183 (193 amino acids)
Source: RefSeq, a predicted model, not a curated record